This is a messenger RNA of Knipowitschia caucasica, 1071 nucleotides long. NCBI's taxonomy places the organism in Eukaryota, Metazoa, Chordata, Actinopteri, Gobiiformes, Gobiidae. The record is from the annotation of a GenBank genome assembly.
AUGGUUCACUGGUGUCUGCAGCAAAGGGCCAGAGCACAGUUUGCCAUCAGCCUUUACUACCUGGCCAUGGUUGGUCACGGUCUCUCCAUAGUGUCCCUCAUCAUCUGCCUCAUUAUUUUCUCCUACUUCAAGAGUCUGAGCUGCCAAAGGAUCUCCCUCCAUAAGAACAUGUUUAUGUCCUUUAUCCUCAACUCCAUAGUGACCAUCAUGUGGCUGUCACUCACUGUGGCCAAUAACCAAGCUAUAACUGCCAGCAACCCAGUGAGCUGUAAGGUCCUGGCUGUCCUGACCCAGUACACUUCCACCUCUAACUACUUCUGGAUGUUGUGUGAGGGCAUCUACCUGCACACACUCAUCAUCGUGGCUGUGUUCGUGGGAGAACAGCAGCUCUUCUGGUACUACGUUCUGGGAUGGGGUUUUCCAGUGGUGCCAGCCAUUGUCUACGCUGUGGCACGAGGGAUGCUCUACAACGACAAAUGUUGGAUCAGCUCCCACACACAACUGCUCUACAUCAUCCAUGGACCCAUUCAGGCUGCUCUGCUGGUGAACUUAUUCUUCCUCCUGAACAUCGUGAGGGUCCUGAUCACUAAACUCAAGGAGACGCACUGCGCUGAGUCCACUGCGUACAUGAAGGCGGUCAGAGCCACCCUCAUCCUCAUCCCGCUGCUGGGGGUGCAGUUCAUCCUGUUUCCAUGGAGACCGGAGGGACGCAUCAGCCGGGCCAUCUACGACUUCUUUGUCAACAUCUUCAGUCACUUCCAGGGACUUCUAGUUGCUGUUAUCUUUUGUUUCUGCAACGGAGAGGCCCAGACAGCUGUUCGGAGGAAGUGGGCCCAGUGGAGGAGUGCGUGGGGUAAAACAGGCUGGGGAGUCACACCCAUGACCAACAAUUACCACACCAACUCGUCUAUCACUGAGUCAAGCCGAGGCACCCUCAGCCUGGAACACCCCGAUCACUUCCCCCCGCUGUCUCUGGUGCACCGCAGAUCUACCAUCGAGCACGAGAACAAGGGCAGCCCGACCCACAGCAACGGAGACGUCUGCAACAAGCUGCAGACCACCACCAUAUGA